Messenger RNA from Vicia villosa (hairy vetch), 1472 nucleotides. Its product is annotated as WAT1-related protein At1g44800-like. Gene Ontology annotation, cellular component: plasma membrane. Gene Ontology annotation, molecular function: transmembrane transporter activity. NCBI's taxonomy places the organism in Eukaryota, Viridiplantae, Streptophyta, Magnoliopsida, Fabales, Fabaceae. The transcript has 7 exons. The record is from RefSeq and is a predicted model, not a curated record. The coding region runs from base 116 to 1258 and encodes 380 amino acids.
CAAGUGUCAUCCACAAACUCACAAGUCACAAACCAAUACCUCCAUUGUGAGAGUUUGUGAGUGUGUCUUCUCUUGUGUGUAAAGCUUAUUACAACAAAGACACACUAAGUAAGAUAUGGCAGAAACAUGUGAUAAAAUGAUCAAGGGGUUACGCAACUUGAAGCCUUACCUUGCUAUGGUGUCCCUUCAAUUUGGUUAUGCAGGAAUGUAUAUCAUCACUAUGGUUUCAUUCAAGCAUGGCAUGAGUCAUUGGGUUCUCUCCGUCUACCGUCAUAUUGUCGCUACUCUCUUCAUGGCUCCCUUCGCCCUCGUCCUCGAAAGAAAAAUUAGGCCAAAGAUGACACUCCCAAUUUUCUUGAGGUUGGCUGUUCUUGGAUUCCUUGAACCCGUGCUUGAUCAGAAUUUGUACAACCUGGGAAUGAAGAAUACUUCAACAACGUUUGCAUCUGCCACUGUCAACAUUCUCCCAGCUAUUACUUUUAUAAUGGCAAUCAUUUUCAGGUUAGAAACAGUGAACUUUAGAAAAAUCCACAGUGUUGCAAAGGUUGUGGGAACAGUUGUGACUGUAUCAGGAGCAAUGGUUAUGACUUUGUACAAAGGCCCUGCACUUCAAAUCAUAAAGGGUCAUGCAGGAAGUCAACAUGAAAGUGGAAGCAGUGAAUCCUCUGAACAAAACUGGGUGCUUGGCACUAUUAUGCUCAUUUCAAGUUGUUGCGGUUGGGCUAGUUUCUUUAUCUUGCAAUCUUUCACUUUGAAGAUGUAUCCAGCAGAGCUUUCUAUGACUGCAUGGAUUUGCUUCUUGGGUAUAUUUGAAGGUGGAAUUGCAACAUUUAUAUUUGAACGUGACAUGAGUGUAUGGUCAUUAGGGUUUGACUCUAGGCUUCUUGCUUGUGUUUACUCUGGUAUUGUGUGCUCUGGAAUGGCUUACUAUAUACAAGGUGUUGUGACUAGGGAACGUGGACCUGUGUUUGUUACUUCUUUCAGUCCUUUAUGUAUGAUCAUCACAGCUGCAUUGGGUUCUAUUGUCUUAGCUGAACAAACUCACUUGGGAAGUAUAAUUGGAGCUAUUAUCAUUGUGUGUGGACUAUACACUGUGGUGUGGGGGAAAAGCAAAGAUAGUGUGAAUACAAUUGAAGCAACACAAAGUGAGGGACAAGAGUUGCCAAUAAAGGAUGGAGCAAGAACAGGGUCAGACAUUUUUGAAAGUAUUGAGGUCAACGUUCCUAAGGUUGGAGGAAAGAAUAAUGGCAAACCAUAAACAACAUCAUGGAUGGAUGGUUCCUUUAUUAGAAUUAACAUCACAAAUUUUCCUACUUAAAUGAAGUCAAGAGAGAUUUUGUGCACUUGUACAAAUCUUUCUCAGUGCCCUUACGGCUCCAUUUUCAUAUAUAUUUUGCUUUUUCUUUUUUGUUUGACUUUUCUUUCAUGUUUAUGAAACUUUGAGUAACAAUAAAAUAAUGUUUUUGUCUUUA